CCAUCAUUGAUAAUGGCAGGAGGCGUUUCCUGUCUCCCGUUCGACGUCGCCGCGUUUCCUCCAUCCGGUCCCCGUUACCCCGGGCAACAGCGGAAUCGUCAGGGAAGGAAGGAAGGAAGAAGGAACCGGCAUCCAGUACUGUGGAUCAAAAGCACUAUCCAGCAGUUAUAGAUGGCAGAAGUGAAGUCGAUGUUCCGGGAGGUCCUGCCAAAACAAGGACAAUUGUCUGUGGAAGAUGUAACCACAAUGGUGCUGUGUAAACCCAAGCUUUUACCCUUAAAGUCUUUGACGUUGGAAAAACUGGAGAAAAUGCAGCAAGCAGCACAGGAUACAAUCCGCCAACAAGAAACGGCAGAGAAAGAAGACCAGCAAAUAGCCCACUGACAAGUACCACUUUAAGGGAACACCCAUCUUCCCUGUUCAGGAGCUAGAAACUAUUCUCCAUCUACAGGCUGAAAAUACAUAAUUAAUUAGACAUUCAUAAUUCUAAAAUGCAAAGUUUGGGAACUAAAAACAUUGGUUUGUGUUAAAAAGAAAAACUUUGAACCAAGUUUUAUUGAAUUUUGAAAAAGCUUUUAAGAUUAUAAAUUGCCUAUUGCUAUGAAGGUAAGAAAUUAAAUACAUCUUUUAUGGGUCAUGUCUAAUAGACACCUAAACCUGAAAAUAAACUCUAUUCUUGAAUAUAUUGUUGGGCUUAUAUAUUACCCCAAAACAAACUUAACCAGUUAUAUAACAUGUCAUGUUUAAUGGGAUGUGUAGCCUGACCGUAAUGACAGCAGUAAUAAACAAAACUGAUUUCUUAA
Mesocricetus auratus (golden hamster) is the source of this 803-nucleotide messenger RNA. It is a transcript of the gene Bbip1, whose product is annotated as BBSome interacting protein 1. The transcript has 4 exons. Gene Ontology annotation, biological process: cilium assembly; receptor localization to non-motile cilium. Gene Ontology annotation, cellular component: BBSome. NCBI's taxonomy places the organism in Eukaryota, Metazoa, Chordata, Mammalia, Rodentia, Cricetidae. Bases 172 to 384 code for a protein of 70 amino acids. The record is from RefSeq and is a predicted model, not a curated record.